Molecule: messenger RNA, 1164 nt
Organism: Cheilinus undulatus (humphead wrasse)
Lineage: Eukaryota; Metazoa; Chordata; Actinopteri; Labriformes; Labridae
Exons: 7
Coding region: 1-1104 (367 amino acids)
Source: RefSeq, a predicted model, not a curated record
AUGUAUCAUCCAGAAACAGAUGAUCAGUGGAGCAGAUCUGCAGACAGACGAGGUCAGGCGAAGAGGAGUCUGAGGAGUCAAAGCUCAAGUGCAACAAAUAAAGGCUACUCUUUGGUGGACAGCCUGCAGCUCCUGGGUCUGGAUGAUAAUUUAGAGAAUGGAGCUCCAGAUCCAAUCGCAACCAGAGGAGCUUACCUUUCCCUGAUACACCUGCGUCAUCUUAAACUCAGACAGCUCCAGCGUGUCUCUCUGGGGCUGCUGAACUACCUUCGUUCUGUGGAGAGGACUUUGACUUUUGAGCUGGCAGGUUUGCAGAGUGAGGAGGGUGAGCUGUGCAGCACAGCAGAGGAAACCGGCUGGAUGAAUGCAGCUAAAGGAGGAGGAGGGGAGGCAGGAGGUCUGGGGUCGCUUCAGUUCAGCUACAACACUCCUGUUGACUACAAGGUCCACUGCUCGGAGUUCAUGGAGUUUGCUGAGGUGGAGAACCUUCAUGAUUUCUACAGCACAGAGGAGCAGUUCAUCCACACUCAGGACCAGACAGGGUUUUACAUCGUCUAUGAUGUGGCGCUGAAGGACCUGCAGGAGCUGGAGAACGAGCUCCUCCUCAUCGGCUCACACUUCACACUCAGAAACCGGAUGAACAAAAAGGGAAAUGCAGAGAUAGCUGAUAACUUCAGGGCCAACAGAGACGUUGACUGUGUAGCUGUGCUUCUGGACUUGUGGACAUGUGAGACUGAGUUUUUGGAGAGCAAAGUGGAGCUCCUGAACUGUUACUACGAGGCGUACCAGCACACAGCAGGGACUGAGGAGAGGUUUGCAUUGGCUCGUGUUAUCACUGACAUCAUGCACAGUCGACCACACCUGGACCUGAACCAGGACUACUUUGUACCGGUCUACAGAGCUGAGAUAAACUGCAUGCAGAGCCACAGGCAGCUGAUCAGAAACAUUUUGGACAAUCAGAUUGAUAAACAGCGCCAAUACCUCGAAUGCAUCUGGAGAGAUGACCACAAAGGCUCCAUUUAUGACUUCGGCCUUCUACCAAACUACACUCCCAAACAUCUGGUCUCACUCGGAGGCAGCAGGCAAGUAGAUACGGUGUCCUAAAGUUCCUUGUUUAUACCUUAAGCCUUGAUUGUUACCUCAUCUUGUUGUGUUUGCAGUCCU